Pistacia vera is the source of this 725-nucleotide messenger RNA. Its product is annotated as mitochondrial import inner membrane translocase subunit TIM14-3-like. The transcript is spliced from 3 exons. The record is from RefSeq and is a predicted model, not a curated record. Lineage: Eukaryota; Viridiplantae; Streptophyta; Magnoliopsida; Sapindales; Anacardiaceae. Gene Ontology annotation, cellular component: PAM complex, Tim23 associated import motor. Gene Ontology annotation, molecular function: ATPase activator activity. The coding region runs from base 98 to 445 and encodes 115 amino acids. Gene Ontology annotation, biological process: protein import into mitochondrial matrix.
AAAUUAUUUCGUAUUCUAAAAGGAUUAACCGCAAAACCCUAUCAAAAGAAUAAACCCUGCGUCCGCGAAUGAUUUGGAGGUCUGAGACAUUACGAAUAUGUCGAAUCAGGCUACUCCAUUGAUUGCGGGACUUGCGGUAGCUGCUGCAGCUUAUGCUGGUAGAUAUGGUAUCCAGGUGUGGCAGGCGUUCAAGGCAAGACCACCAACUGCUAGAAUGAGAAAAUUUUAUGAAGGUGGAUUUCAGUCUGUUAUGACGAGAAGAGAAGCAGCUUUAAUACUCGGAGUCAGAGAAAGUACUCCAACAGAUAAGGUCAAAGAAGCACAUAGGAGGGUGAUGGUUGCGAACCAUCCAGAUGCAGGUGGCAGCCAUUACCUUGCAUCUAAAAUUAAUGAAGCAAAAGAGGUGAUGCUUAGGCGAACGAAGGGCAGCAGUUCUGCAUUUUAAUGGGGUUGUCUCUGAAGUAUCAUUAUCUAGCAGCUCAGGGUGUGAGUUCCAAAAGUUAAAUUUUGGCGGUGAACAUUGUCAACAACUUUCAAGAUCAUCCUCCUACUAUUCUUGCCGAGUGAUUCUUUUAAACCCAAAACUGUAUGAUGUUUGGAAAAAUUUUGAUUUUUCUAUUAUUUAUCCGUUGUAAGGUGAGGGAAAUGUGUUGUAAAACGGCGUGGAUUGCUUCAGUAAGUGUAACAUCAUUCUAUUGAUAGCAACAAUUGUACUUGGUCUUUCA